AUGAUGAAUGAUUUUAGCAGACGUGUUAACAGUAUUGUUGUGAAAAAUUUACCAACAGAUUUUACUCCAAAUCAAUUAGAAGAACUUUUUUCACCAUUUGGACAAAUACUUUCAAGUAAAGUUUUACCAUAUAAUUCAAAUUUUGAAGGAGGCUGUGGUUUUGUUAAUUAUGCUAAUGCAGAAAGUUGUAAUGAAGCUGUUGAUCAUAUGAAUAAUUAUGUUAUUCAAGGAUUUACUUUACGUGUUAGUCAAUCAAUGUCACGGUCCGGUAAUAAUAAUUUUAAUCGAUCACAAAAUGGAUUUCGUACAACAUCAACAACAAAUAUCAAUCCAGAUGAGAACACUAAUACAUCAUCACCUAGUACUCAAUCUCGAUUUAGUAGUGUUCGACCAGUUAUUGAACGACCAUCGAGUACAACUCAAUCGAAAUCAAUAUCAAUAAAUAGUGCACAUUCGAGUACUCAUGAACUAGAUACAGUCUCAAAUGUGAAUAAACCAUUAUGGAAUGGUAAUAUUGAACAACAACAACAACAACAAAGAACAUUAAAUGGUAAAAGUCCAUUUCAAAACGAUAUAUCAAUUGUUAAUCAACAAAUGAAUAUUGAAGAACAUGAAGAAUUUAUAAUAAAUAAAACUUAUAAUAUCUAUUUAUCAAAUCUUGAAGUACCUAAUAUAAUAUUUGCAGCAACAUUAGAUGAUUAUGUUAAUGCUACAUUACUUAUUACACAAAUGAAUAAACAUGAACAACUUACAAAAGUACAAGCAAAUUCUUACAAAGCAAAAUUAACUAUUGGACAAAUUUGUGCUGCACUUUUUAAUGGUGAUUGGUAUCGAGCUCGUAUUUUAGAAGUUGGUGAAAAUCGUGUACGUGUUCAAUAUAUUGAUUGGGGAAAUACUGGAUGGUGUGAUUCAAUUCUUGAGAUUCGGCCAUUACCAAAUGAAUAUUACAAAGAUCCAGUUUUAUGUGUUAAAUGUAUUUUAGAUGGUGUUUCAUCUAAUGAAAAACUUUCAGAUGAACAAACAAAUGCUAUACUUGGUAUACUUGUUCUUGAUCUUAAACUUGAAAUGACUGUAUUACGUAUUGAAAAUAAUAUUCCAUAUGUACGAUUAAAUUUAGGUGAAAGAAAUUUAAAUAAUGAAAUACGUACUAUUCUUCUAUCAUCAAAUACAAAAAAACAAAAUCAAAUAAUGGAUUUUAAUUCUAAUAAACCUGAUAUAAAUCUAUCAGAAAUUCAUUAUGUUCAAUUAACAACUGUUGAUAUAGAACCUGAAUGUUUUCAUGUUUUACUUAUGCGUGAUUGUCUUCCAAUAAUAAUGAAUGUAUUAAAAGAUUGGCAUGCUAAUAAACAACCAUUAACUACAGAACCAAAACCAAAUAUGCUUGUCUGUGCACAAUAUGAUGCUGAUGAUCUUUGGUAUCGAGGAUGGAUUCAAAAUGUUACUGAAGAUGGUUAUCGUGUAUAUUUUGUUGAUUUUGGUAAUGAAGAAAUUGUUUCAAUUGAUCGUCUUAGUGAAUGUCCAGAUAAUUUAAAAAAUAUUCCAUGGCAAAGUAUACAAAUUAAAUUAGCUAAUAUUAAAUUAACAGAUGAUGAACGUUAUAUACUUUUACGAGAUUUUGAAACUGAUCGUCUUGAAAUGAAAAUUAUUCAAAAACAUCAAGAUAUUUAUUAUGUUGAUUUAAUUACUAAUGAAAAAUCACUUGUAGAACAUAUAUUAGAAUUACGAAAGAAACAACAAUUACAAAUUAAUGAGGUGCCGAAAAUACCUAUGGAACCCGUUCAACAAAUUUUUACAAAUGUAUCAACAUCAAUACCAGUAACAACAAUGGAAAAUGUUUCACGAACAUCAAAUGAAUAUUCUCAACCAAUCCCAUUGCCUGUUCAACCGAUUGUUGAUAUACCAGGACAGCCUGCAAUAUUAAACAAUAGUAAAAUGUUGCCAUCAUCAACAAUAACAAAUUCUACUACUACAGUUGAUGCUGCUAAAAUGCCACUGUCUAGUACUUUAAAUACGAUGACGAAACAAGAACCUAUUACUCAACAAAAGAAUGAUAUUUCUAUCAAUGAUAAUUUAAUAACAUUAAUUAAUGAACAACGUCGACAAAAUCGUUUACUCGAGCAAAUUAUUGCAGCUAUUAAUACAACCAAUGCACUUCUUACACAACUUGUUCAACGUUAA
Molecule: messenger RNA, 2178 nt
Organism: Rotaria sordida
Lineage: Eukaryota; Metazoa; Rotifera; Eurotatoria; Philodinida; Philodinidae
Source: the annotation of a GenBank genome assembly